CGCCAGUCGCGCUCCUGGCGGUAAUGCGGCGGCUUGGCGGCCAGUGGCGGCGGCUCGGAGGUGGAACGGACGCCCGGGCCUUCGCCCGCCACAUUCCAGGUUCCGAGAUGCCUAGGAAGGCCGGUGCCACGGGCAAGGGUAAGAGCCAGGACCCCGGCCCUCCGCCGCCCCGCGGGCCAGUGGCCGUUGACCCCAAAGGCUGUGUCACGAUCGCCAUCCACGCCAAGCCUGGCGCCAGGCUGAACGCGGUCGCAGACCUGACAGCGGAGGCGGUGAGCGUGAGUAUUGCCGCCCCUCCCACCGAGGGCGAGGCUAACGCAGAGCUCUGCCGCUACCUCUCCAAGGUCCUGGACCUCAGGAAGAGCGACGUGGUUUUGGAGAAGGGCGGUAAAUCUCGUGAAAAAGUGGUCAAGCUUUUGGCCUCCACAACUCCAGAAGAAGUCUUGGAGAAGUUAAAAAAGCAAGUCGAAAAAGAAUAAAAGCAAGACAUGGAAAAUCCAUUCCCAGCAGCAGUUUCAUUGUUAAUGCUGAAGAAGCUAUUAGGUUGGAAAUGCAAAAUGGUAGGACUUUCAAAAGCAUUCUACCCAGGAUAUUGGUACCACUUGGAACAUAUUUGUCUGGUUCUGUGACCUCACAAAGCUGCCAACUGGGGAGAAUGUUAGGAGUGGCUGUGACUAAGCAUCGAGACUUCUCUAAGAUCACAGUCUAUAGGACAGCAUUGCUAAGAGCUUCACGUCUCCAUCAUAAAUGAAAAUGUUUCCACAGCACUUCGAGAAUUUGGGGGAUUGCCCUCUUACCCAGUUUCCAAGUGACAGAGGAACACAGAAAGGUUUCCUGUGCCUUUUAAAUGCCACUGAACAUUUUACAUGAAAAACCAAGAAUAAUCAAGACUUGAAGUUUCAUGUUCCCUCUCCAUUUGGAGACAUCACUCCAGGCAGUCGCCUUCUUGGAUGGCAGCUACAAAUGGCGGAUUUGUAAUUCUGAUGCUUCUCAAGACCCCCAGAAGGACAAUGCAGCCCUUCCAGGGACUCAGGGUAGAGCCCAGGCCAUGUGCCUGAGGCCCUAGGCUCCAUCACUUGCACCAAAAAUAAGAACUAGAGGCUAUUUCCAUUGAGUGUAAAAGGUAGUCAGAAAUUUAUAUCUAUGUAAAAGCUUCAGAAAUGAAUAAUAUCUUGAUUGUAAAUAUUCUGUGCAGAUUCAAGUAAGCUGACAAGAUUAAUAACCUGAUU
Sorex fumeus (smoky shrew) is the source of this 1229-nucleotide messenger RNA. It is a transcript of the gene CUNH15orf40, whose product is annotated as chromosome unknown C15orf40 homolog. The record is from RefSeq and is a predicted model, not a curated record. The transcript has 4 exons. Gene Ontology annotation, cellular component: cytoplasm. The coding region runs from base 24 to 479 and encodes 151 amino acids. Lineage: Eukaryota; Metazoa; Chordata; Mammalia; Eulipotyphla; Soricidae.